Struthio camelus australis is the source of this 483-nucleotide messenger RNA. The record is from RefSeq and is a predicted model, not a curated record. Lineage: Eukaryota; Metazoa; Chordata; Aves; Struthioniformes; Struthionidae.
GGUCCGGGGCAUUUGGGGGUCCCCAAACAGGUGGUGAAGCUGAAGCAGAUCGAGCACACGCUCAACGAGAAGCGCAUCCUGCAGGCCGUCACCUUCCCCUUCCUCGUGCGCCUCGAGUACUCCUUCAAGGACAACUCCAACCUGUACAUGGUGAUGGAGUACAUCCCGGGGGGGGAGAUGUUCUCCCCCCUCCGCCGCAUCGGCCGCUUCAGGGUGACAGAUUUCGGCUUCGCCAAGCGAGUCAAAGGCCGGACCUGGACGCUGUGCGGGACCCCCGAGUACCUGGCGCCCGAAAUCAUCCUCAGCAAGGGGUACAACAAGGCUGUGGACUGGUGGGCCUUGGGUGUCCUCAUCUAUGAGAUGGCAGCUGGCUACCCACCCUUCUUCGCCGACCAGCCCAUCCAGAUCUACGAGAAGAUCGUCUCGGGGAAGGUGCGGUUCCCCUCCCACUUCAGCUCCGACCUCAAGGACCUGCUGCGCAAC